This is a messenger RNA of Prionailurus viverrinus (fishing cat), 1623 nucleotides long. RefSeq names its product T-cell surface glycoprotein CD1a-like. Lineage: Eukaryota; Metazoa; Chordata; Mammalia; Carnivora; Felidae. Gene Ontology annotation, molecular function: lipopeptide binding; endogenous lipid antigen binding; exogenous lipid antigen binding. Bases 179 to 1255 code for a protein of 358 amino acids. Gene Ontology annotation, biological process: antigen processing and presentation, exogenous lipid antigen via MHC class Ib; positive regulation of T cell mediated cytotoxicity; antigen processing and presentation, endogenous lipid antigen via MHC class Ib. Gene Ontology annotation, cellular component: external side of plasma membrane. The transcript is spliced from 6 exons. The record is from RefSeq and is a predicted model, not a curated record.
GAGUCUGAGUAGGUGUCCAGGGUUGAGGGCGGAGCCCAUCUGCAUUGUCGAGGAGACUCAAGGCAGGCGUGUGUGUUGAGAAGGAAGUCAGAAGAGAGGGGCUGUGUGUGGGGAGGUUUGUGAGAACAGACGCCAAAGACCCACUUUCUGAGAGAAAGAAAGAACAUCUGCACAUAAGAUGCUGUUGUUACAAUUGGUGUUGCUCACGGUUCUUUUCCCAGGUGGUGACAGUGACAAUGUCUAUCUGUUCCUGUGGACAGAUUUCCAAGAGCCAGUCGCUUUUCGAACCAUCUUGACAACAUCCUUUUACAACCAUUCCUGGACGCAGAAUCAGGGCUCAUCUUGGCUGGAUGACCUGCAGACUCAUGGCUGGGACAGCAAGACGGGUGCUUUCAGUUUUCUGCGGCCCUGGUCCAGGAGCAACUUCAGCAAUGAGGAGCUAAUGGAAGAAGAAAAGUCAUUUUAUACAUUCUCCAUCAGACUUCCUCUGAUCUUUCAGGACCAUGUCAGUGAAUGGCAGCUUGAAUAUCCCUUUCAGGUACAGGUGGCAGUAGGCUGUGGCCUACAUGUUGGGGAGCCAUCAGUAGGCUUCAUGCAGAUUGCAUAUGAAGGAUCAGACCUCGUGAGCUUCCAGAACAUGUCAUGGUGGCCAUCUCCAAAGGGAGGAAGGAGGGCUCAGCAGGUCUCCAAACUAUUCAAUCAGGAACAUGUGGACAACUUACAGCUACAAGCAUGUAUUAAUGAGGUCUGCCCCCGUUUCCUCUUGGGUCUUCUUGAUGCAGGAAAGGAAGAUCUUCAGCGACAAGUGAGGCCAGAAGCCUGGCUGUCCACUGGCCACAGUCCCAGUCCUGGUCGUCGGCUCCUCGUGUGCCACGUCUCUGGUUUCUACCCAAAGCCAGUAUGGGUGAUGUGGAUGCGGGGUGAGGAGGAGCACCAGGGAACCUGGCGAGGUAACAUCUUGCCCCAUGCUGAUGGGACAUGGUAUCUUCAGACGUCCUUGGACAUGGAAGCCAGAGAGGCAGCUGGCCUGUCUUGCCGAGUGAGACACAGCAGUCUAGGAGGCCAGGACAUGGUCCUCUACUGGGAGCAUCCCCGCCCCGUGGGCUUGGUCUUCCUGGCGGUGGUCGUGCCCCUGGUGCUUCUGGCAGGUCUUGUGUUCUGGCUCUGGAAGCGCUGGAAAUCACACUGGAGACCUCAGUGCACUGGCCUCCCUUUGGAGAGAGAUCCCAGCAGCCCAGGACCAGGACGUCCCUAAACCCAGCUCAGAUGAUGGACUUGCAAGUCUCUGUGUGCAGCUUUUGUCUUUUCUUUCUGCUCAAUGAUCAGUUGUCAAGAUGAGUUAAGUGUAAUUUAGCAGAAUUUGUUAUCCCACAAACCUCCAUGAGCCACUGGCAUCAGGCGUCACUUCCUGCAGUGAGCCAUCCCUUCUUCACAAGUCAAAGAAGUUUUUGCUUGGCGGGAAUUAGCCCCACGUUUUGCUGCACUUGCAAAUCUAUUCCUGACUUCCAGCCCUUGUUACCAACAGUUAGGGUCCUUUCCCUUCUAAUUCUUAGGACUUUAGAGGUGAGGUCCAUGUCUUUUCAAUAUUUGUAACCUUGGCAAAGAAUCUCCCCUGCAUGGAAU